AUGAACAUCGAUACACCGGAGCUGCUCCUCAGAGAGAAAAAAGCUCAGAAACCCCGAGAAAACUUAGAAACGAUUGAACUUACAGAGGGAUCCGAGAUGUGUGUAAAGCUGGGGGUAGAUUGGCCAAACGAGCACCGGAAAGCUAUCAUAGCUCGGAUAAAACAGUAUGUGGAGGAGUUUACCAACAAGCCAGAGGAUAUUGGAGGGGUAGACCCGAAGAUAAUCUCGCACAAGUUAAACGUGGAUGCCAAAUGCAAGCCUGUCAAGCAAAAGAAAAGAACUUUCUCUCUGGAGAAACAGAUGGCUAUCCGAGAUGAAGUGGAGAAGCUCUUGAAAGCCGGGUUCAUCAGAAAAGUGGACUACCCUGAAUGGCUGGCUAAUGUAGUCCUGAUCAAGAAGUCCAACGAUCAACUGGGCAAGAACGUCGAGGUUUAUGUAGAUGACAUAGUCGUAAAAUCCAAGGGGAUCGAGGAUCAUGCAGAAGAUCUGGCAGAAACUUUUGAAAAGCUAAAGGGUUUUAACCUCAAGCUGAACCCGGAAAAGUGCGUUUUCGCAGUCCGCUCGGGGAAAUUUCUAGGGCACCUCAUCUCGGAGAAAGGCAUCGAGGCGAACCCGGAGAAAAUCGAGGCAGUAAUGAACAUGAAAGCACCUAGCUCGGUGAAAGAAAAUACAAAGAAUUUCAAGUGGACGGAGGAGUGUAACACAGCUUUUGAAGAACUGAAGGUUUACCUCAGCACACCCCCGGUGCUAGGUAGACCUGAGCCUGGGGAAAUCUUAUAUUUGUAUCUCUCGGUGAAUGACGAGACAGCAGCGGCAGUCCUGGUGAAGGAAGAUAAGGGUCUGCAAACCCCAGUUUACUAUCUCAGCAGAGUCUUGAAAGGCCCGGAGGCGCUGCAGAGGCCAGAGAUGUCGGGACGGCUGGUCAGCUGGUCGGUCCAGCUGGGAGGAUAUGACAUCCGGUAUGAACCGAGACCGGCUCUGAAAGCACAAGUAUUGGCAAAUUUCAUAGCCGAGACCACAGCAAGCGACCAACCUGAGGAACCCGACGAACAACUUCUACGGUGGGUCUUAGAAGUCGACGGGGCAUCAAAUCUGGAGGGAUCUGGGGCAGGCGUAGUCUUGAAAGGUCCUCACGGAGUCACACUCCGAAGCUCGGUAAAAUUCUAUUUCCCGGCAUCCAACAAUGCCGCGGAAUAUGAGGCUCUGUUGAUCGGAUUAAGAAUGGAGCUCGGAGGAAAAUGGGUGAUAGAGCAAGUUCCUCGUUUGGAAAAUCAAGAGGCUGAUGUACUAGCCAAAGCAGCAACACCUUUGGAAAAUUGGAUGCAAGGUAUAGCCCACUACCUGAUGGAUGGAACUCUGCCAGAAAACAGAGAUAAAGCCUACAAAAUCUUGCGACAAGCUCCGUACUACGCGUUCCUCGACGGAGUCUUGUACAGAAAGUCAUUCACCCACCCGUGGUCGAGAUGCUUGACAACAGAAGAAGGGGAGUAUGUGUUGAGAGAAAUACAUGAAGGUAUUUGUGGGGCACACAUAGCUCCUCGCAUGUUAGCAAAGAAAGCAGUGUUGCAGGGCUACUACUGGCCCCUAAUGGUCAGGCAAGCAGAGGAGAUAAAAAAGUUCUUGAUAAUGGCAGUAGAUCACUUCACAAAGUGGAUCGAGGUAGAGGCAGUGAGCACCAUCACAGAAGCUCGGAUCCGGGAUUUCUUCUGGAGGCAAAUUGUGUGUCGUUUCGGUAUACCCAGAGCGUUGGUAACUGAUAACGGAAAGCAGUUCAACUGCCGAGCCUUCAAAGAAUUUUGCAACGACUUGCAUAUUGACUUGCGUUUCACUUCGGUAGUUCACCCGCAAAGCAAUGGGAUGACCGAAGUAACCAACCGGACGAUCCUAAAAGGGCUCAAGGCCAGGCUAGGGGAGUUCGAUAGACAGUGGCUGGAAGAGCUACCGAAGUUCUUUGAUGAGGCUAAGAACGAAGAAGAACAGAAGUUAUGCCUAGACCUGCUGGAAGAACGAAGAGAGCAGGCAGCGCUGAGAAUUGAAGCAUACAAACAAAGAAUGGCUAAGUAUCAUAACAAGAGAGUUAAACCCCUGAGUUUCCAAGUUGGCGAUCUGGUCCUGAGGCGGGCAGACAUUGCUAAGGGAAACGCUGGAGUGGGAAAGCUCGAACCCAAUUGGGAAGGCCCCUAUCGAGUCACUGAGAGACAACAGGUUACCCACGCCGAAUAA
Messenger RNA from Mercurialis annua (annual mercury), 2223 nucleotides. RefSeq lists its product as uncharacterized. The record is from RefSeq and is a predicted model, not a curated record. Gene Ontology annotation, biological process: DNA integration. The transcript has 9 exons. Gene Ontology annotation, molecular function: nucleic acid binding. NCBI's taxonomy places the organism in Eukaryota, Viridiplantae, Streptophyta, Magnoliopsida, Malpighiales, Euphorbiaceae. The coding region runs from base 1 to 2223 and encodes 740 amino acids.